AUGACUUUGUUGAAUGGUCGGAGCAAUGAGAAUGAUCAAAACCGGGGCGCCAACGUGGUGAAGAUCGUCCUCUUCACCAUGACGGGCACCAUCCUUGCCUUCUUUGGAACCAUCGCCCUCAUGGGGGCAAUUCGAGUAUAUCUUCAUCCAGAACGAUACAUGGCACGAAAUCCAGCCAGCCAGUCAAUGCGAAAUCGAGCGAAAGGAAUCACUCGCGCCAUUCUGGACACAAUUCCCAUCGUCCGAUUUGCCGACAAGACGGAUAUUGAGCUUGAGUCGGUCGAGCAGGGGAAUGCGGACAUCAACAUGCAGAACCAAGAGGAUAUUGCGGGUCAGACGAUAAAAUGCAGCAGCGAUGACUCGACGAGUGCUGCCAUGACAGAAUCGCAUAGUGCUCGCGCCCUAGAUGGAGAGCGAUGCCUAAAGUGCUCAAUAUGCACAGAGGAUUUCAGCAUCGGAGAACAGGUCCGAGUUUUGCCAUGUUUUCACAAAUACCACCCUGCAUGCGUCGAUCCCUGGUUGCUGAACCUGAGUAGCACCUGUCCCCUUUGCCGUAUCGAUCUUGACCGCAAGGACCAACGGCAGAGAGAUGGUCAGGUCCGAAGCGAAGCCUGA
This is a messenger RNA of Cladophialophora psammophila CBS 110553, 615 nucleotides long. RefSeq lists its product as uncharacterized. Gene Ontology annotation, cellular component: cytoplasm. Gene Ontology annotation, biological process: ubiquitin-dependent protein catabolic process. Gene Ontology annotation, molecular function: ubiquitin protein ligase activity. The transcript has a single exon. Lineage: Eukaryota; Fungi; Ascomycota; Eurotiomycetes; Chaetothyriales; Herpotrichiellaceae. The record is from RefSeq and is a predicted model, not a curated record. The coding region runs from base 1 to 615 and encodes 204 amino acids.